ACGAAAAAAAAUGUCAAGAAAUCGUGAGAUUAUGUCCGAUUCUAGCGAAGAAGACGAUGAAGUCGCUUCCGAGGAAGAGUCUGACUCUGGGUUGAAACUCCAACAGACUCAAUCUGUGAUGAUGGCGAGGCAACAAUUGCCGCCCCCUUCUCCGACUCCUUCUUCUUCUUCUUCUUCAUCGGAGGAAGAAGAAUCUGAAACUGAAUCGGAUUCUGAUCCCGAUUUGAUGCACAGGCCACUUGCGUCGAAGCCAGUGGUUGUAGAGACUCAACUGAAGCCGGCGGUGAGAACAAUCCCCGCCACCAAUUCUUCCGAUGCUGCUGAUGUCGUUACUCCCAAACGCGAUAUUAAAAAUAAUACCAAGAAGUCUGCUGAGCCUGAGGCAUCGGAGAGGAAGUCUAACCUAUUCCAGAGAAUCUGGAGCGAGGACGACGAGAUUGUCAUCUUGAAGGGGAUGAUCCACUACUUAGCUAAGUAUAGAACAGAUCCAACUCAAGAUAUAAACACGUUUUAUUCUUUUAUCAAGGAAGAUCUUCAGGUUGAUGGUACCCGAACCCAGCUCAUCGAUAAAAUCAGAAGGAUGAGGCGGAAGUUCGAGAAGAAAAUCAAGAAUGGCAAAGAACCGAUGACCUUCUCCAAGCCCCACGAGAAGAAUGUUUAUGAUCUAUCGAAACAAAUUUGGGGGAAUAAAGAGAAGGAGACUGAGGUGAAGAAGGAGAGUGAAGCAGUGGUGGAGAAGAAGAGGAAGAGGGUGGACUUGAAUUACCGUGGGGCGAUGACCGUGGAGGAGAAGAUGAUGAUGUUUGGUGGAGACUUGUUUGAACCGGGAGAAGGCCUUAAGGGGGAAAAGGAGUGGAAGAAGCUUAGAGUUGAGGAAUUCCAGAAUUACCUUAAGCAAUUGGAGAUAAGAGUAGCUCAGACCAAGCUUGUUUUGGCUGCUAUGAUGAAGCACUCUUAGUUGGAUCAUUAUUUUUUUUUGCUUAUGGGAUUUUUUGCCUUCUAUUCCCAUUUCUAUUUUGCUAUUGAACUUGUUGGUUUCUAUCUUUUUCUGUCUUGGUUCUCUUACUAAUCUAUGUUUAUGUUUUGGGUUGAAGCCAAAAACAUU
Messenger RNA from Salvia splendens (bonfire salvia), 1105 nucleotides. Its product is annotated as probable transcription factor At1g61730. Bases 11 to 958 code for a protein of 315 amino acids. Lineage: Eukaryota; Viridiplantae; Streptophyta; Magnoliopsida; Lamiales; Lamiaceae. Gene Ontology annotation, cellular component: nucleus. Gene Ontology annotation, biological process: regulation of DNA-templated transcription. The transcript has a single exon. The record is from RefSeq and is a predicted model, not a curated record.